Messenger RNA from Ipomoea triloba (trilobed morning glory), 843 nucleotides. RefSeq lists its product as uncharacterized. NCBI's taxonomy places the organism in Eukaryota, Viridiplantae, Streptophyta, Magnoliopsida, Solanales, Convolvulaceae. The transcript has 4 exons. Gene Ontology annotation, molecular function: catalytic activity. The coding region runs from base 1 to 843 and encodes 280 amino acids. The record is from RefSeq and is a predicted model, not a curated record.
AUGGACUCCUUUGAGCAUCACAGCGAUCCUCCAAACCAGAUUGAUGGUGGAACCACAUGGUCUACGGAAGGAGAGCUCUUUGAGGACAGCCUGAAUGUAGUGGACGAGGGUGACAUGGAGUUCAUCACUUGGAAUUGUCAAGGAGCAGCGUUUAGGAGUUUUCUUAGAGCUGCUAAAUGGCUUUGCAGCAGCCAUAAAUCAGAUAUUCUUUUUCUUUUGGAGACAAAAACUUCUGGUUCCGACGUGGAUAUGUUGUUUGCUACAAGACGGGGUUCAAUAAUUGGGCUAGGGUGGAGGCUCUUGGCUUUAGUAGACUCAUGGAAUUUUACGGUGGUUUAUGGUAGCCCGUCGCUCCAUCUUCGGCGCAGACUUUGGAAUUCCCUAACUCGUACUAAAAUUAACAUUAAUGGCCCCUGGCUAGUUGAGGGUGAUUUUAAUGCAGUAAUUAGUAAUGACGAGACUUCUAGCCCGGGUAACUCGGGAGCUCAUAGGAAUAAUGAUUUUAGAAAUUGGAUUUUUGAGGAGGCUUUAAUUGACUUGGGCUUUGAGGGCCAGAAGUUUACGUGGAAAAGAGGACAGGAAAGUGGAACUUUCAAAGGAGCGAGACUUAACAGAGCAUUAUGUUCUAUUGACUGCAUUGAUUGUCCCCAUGACAAUUAUAUUAAUACUUUCAAGUUUCAAGGGGCCUGGGUGAGGCAUCCCAACUUCUUGGAAACUGUCAAGGAGAACAUGAACGAAAAUGCUAUUGUUUGGGAUAAUAAAGACAAUUUAGCUACCAAGCUGAAGGAUUGGAAUAGACAUACUUUUGGGAACAUCCACAUUAGAAAAAAUGCGUCUCUUUAA